Aspergillus thermomutatus is the source of this 336-nucleotide messenger RNA. RefSeq lists its product as uncharacterized. The record is from RefSeq and is a predicted model, not a curated record. Lineage: Eukaryota; Fungi; Ascomycota; Eurotiomycetes; Eurotiales; Aspergillaceae. Bases 1 to 336 code for a protein of 111 amino acids. The transcript is spliced from 2 exons.
AUGCCGGCAAUUCUCUGGUUCUCAAGUGCUGGGAUAUUCUGCAUGCCUAUUUCCUCUCAAGUGCCCGUCCAGCACAGUUCGAAAGGAGCCAGCAGUGCAGAAAUCACGACGGAGAUCAAGGAUGCGAUCAAAAAAUUGGAUGAGGAGAUCCAGCAAGAGAUGAAUAAACAGGAACAGUGGAAAAUCGACGACGAUGACGAGCCGGUUCUGCCAUCCGAUGGUGAAGAUGAGACAGACUCAUCUAAAAAGAAAGAGAUCUUCUUGACUGACACUGGAUUUCCUAUGCCAACCAUGACGAAGCGCGGAGCCUACCACACAUGGGUGAUGGAAAGAUAA